CGCCGCGCACCGCCCCCGCCGCCCGGCCGCGGCCAGUCGUCGUGCGCCUGGCGCCUCACGUGUCUGCGCCUAGCCCCGCCCCUCGGCGCGGACUGGCGGCGCGCGCUCGUCACGUGGGCGGGGCGGGAUGGGCGGGGCGGGGGCGGCCUGGGCCCCGCCCCUUUGCGGUUGCCAGUCCGGCGGCGCCGCUGGGUGCGCGUCCGUGGUGGACCUCGGUGCGUCGCCCCCGCGCUGGGCGGCGGGCCCUGUAGCCCGGCGGGGUCCUACGGGGGGCGUUUGCCCGCGGCGCCGAGCGUGCCCAGACCCCCCGGACAGGCUCUUCCCGGGCUCCGGUGACCGCGGCCCCGGCGGUCGGGCCGCGUUCGCGGAGCCGUGUCCCCUUCCUGCGCGUGGCGAGAGGGCCGGGAGCGGGGCCUCUCCCCGAUCCGGGCCUCCGUUGAAGAAGCCGCAGAGACGGAGGUAUGGCCUGCUGGCCAGCAGCGACGACCCCGCGGAGACGGCAUCGCUGGACAGCGACGAGGAGGUCGUUUUUGAGACGCGGAAUCUGAGAUGACGCUCCGGUCAGGGAGGCGGCGUUUCAGAAGCCCCGGGGAGAGGACCAGCGAUGGACCCUGCUCCCAGUAUCUGGUGCACCCCUCUGACCCUCCUGCCGGCUUUGACACGGACUCCCAAGAGCCCGCACGGGUCCUGCCUCGCUCGCACCUCAGCCCGAAGCCGCCUCGGCCCUUCGCCCAGACAGGACCGUGUCGGACGCUGGGUGGAAAUCAGAGGCCCCGGAGAACGGCAGGACUGUGACUGGUGCUGGCCCCCUGCUCCGUGGGGAUGGGGCGGCCCCAGCGAACUCUGGGUGGGUGGGUGGGGCGGCAGGGGGGACCUGUCUGGGGGCGUCUUCCCGCGGGGCUGGGGACAAUAAAGGCCGUUGUG
Molecule: messenger RNA, 924 nt
Organism: Neogale vison (American mink)
Lineage: Eukaryota; Metazoa; Chordata; Mammalia; Carnivora; Mustelidae
Gene: FAM174C
Product: family with sequence similarity 174 member C
Exons: 3
Coding region: 128-553 (141 amino acids)
Cellular component (GO): extracellular region
Source: RefSeq, a predicted model, not a curated record